This is a messenger RNA of Melozone crissalis (California towhee), 441 nucleotides long. RefSeq names its product H-2 class II histocompatibility antigen, I-E beta chain-like. Bases 1 to 441 code for a protein of 146 amino acids. Gene Ontology annotation, biological process: positive regulation of T cell activation; immune response; peptide antigen assembly with MHC class II protein complex. The record is from RefSeq and is a predicted model, not a curated record. NCBI's taxonomy places the organism in Eukaryota, Metazoa, Chordata, Aves, Passeriformes, Passerellidae. The transcript is spliced from 4 exons. Gene Ontology annotation, molecular function: MHC class II protein complex binding. Gene Ontology annotation, cellular component: membrane; MHC class II protein complex.
AUGGCGGCGCAGGCAGGCGGCGUCUUAGCCAAUGAGAGCUCGGGGCGGGUGUCCCAAAGGAUGACAAAGUCCGAGUGUUACUUCAUUAACGGCACGGAGAAGGUGAGGUACGUCCAGAGAUCCAUCUACAACCGGGAUCAGUUCAUAAUGUUCGACAGCGACGUGGGGCACUUUGUGGGGUUCACCCGCUAUGGGGAGAAGUUGGCCAAGCGCUGGAACAGCAACGCGGUAUUCAUGGAGGAUAGACGGACUGCGGUGGACUGGUUCUGCCGGUGCUGGUACAAGAAUUUUACCCCGUUCAUCACGGAGCGUUCAUCACGGAUGUCCCCCAGCGUGUCCAUCUCGCUGGUUCCCCCCUCGAGCUCCCAGCCCGGCCCCGGCCACCUGCUCUGUUCCGUGAUGGAUUUCUACCCUGCUGCCAUCCAGGUGAGGAGCUCCUAA